Molecule: messenger RNA, 342 nt
Organism: Aspergillus calidoustus
Lineage: Eukaryota; Fungi; Ascomycota; Eurotiomycetes; Eurotiales; Aspergillaceae
Source: the annotation of a GenBank genome assembly
AUGUACCAAUCCAAGCGACAGCUGAGCGCCCAACUUAUAAAGGAUCCCCUCCGGCCAAUGGAAGAUAUCCGCAUGGCGUUUCAGCUGCACUGGGAGCAUCAAGGUAUCUGGAAGAACGAGGGGACCUUGAACAACGGGCCUCUUGGGCUGUGGCAGCAAGAGGCGACUGCUGGCAGUGAGAGCGAGGAUGCUCCGCAGGGUGCGCAGAAUGACCCUAACAACGCCUCGUUGCCCGCCGGUUCGUUUAUUUUCCUCCGUGCGGCUGGCUUUGGAGCCUCGCGACCCUUGACUGGGGCCGUCCUUAAAACUGCAAACGAUGCCUCCUCGCGACGUUUCACCUAG